Molecule: messenger RNA, 969 nt
Organism: Anolis carolinensis (green anole)
Lineage: Eukaryota; Metazoa; Chordata; Lepidosauria; Squamata; Anolidae
Exons: 1
Coding region: 793-969 (58 amino acids)
Source: RefSeq, a predicted model, not a curated record
AGACUUUCACUUACAGCUAAUAGAAGACCGAUAGUGAAUUGUGCUAGGAAUAUUUGUUCCAAAACAUUUACAUAAAUGAUAUAUUAGAAGUGCAAGUUGUAAUAAAAUGCAAGUUUUUCCUAAGUUGGGAUGCUCUUAGUUGCACAAUCCAUUCUGAAUCCAGCUUACUGGGUUGGUGGGAAGGCAAACUUUAUUGCUAGGUAGCAGGCAGAAAGAAACUGCAGCUGAAAGGCCAAGGUCCCUCAGGAGAGAUCGGGUAUCCAACAGUCUUAGCGUCAGGUCCAGCCCAUAAGGCUGCCACCUACAUCCUUCCCCGCCCUUAUCUUCAUUGCAGCUUUGUUAGAUUGCACUGAUCGAUUAGCAUCUUUUCAAGACCGCACAGUGAGAGAAAGAGAAAGAAGGAGUUUAACUGGCUCCUCUGUGCUCCCUUUGGAUUUUAUGGCCUCUGUUCUACCUAAUUGGAUAAAAUAGGAAGUCGCUGGCAGUCCUGUGUUGCUGGGUGUGCUGAUUUAACUCAGAUCAGCCCUGCAGAGGGGUGGGGGUGCGGGGAGAGAAAGGAGGGAGCAGAGGGAAUCUGUACAUCAGAAGAACAGAGGGAAGGAAGCCGCUGGAGGGAAAGUAUCUUGAGAAGGAACGGGGAAAGGAGGUGGUACAAACUAAGGACAGAGUUGCUGUCCUCUUCUUUUGGAGCUGAUCUUUAUAAUUAUAUUGCUUGCGGUGAUGCUCAGGGAGCAGGCACCUGCUGCUCUGUAAUGAUUCAGCCUCUUUCUGCCGUCUCUUUUGCACAACAGGAUGCUGGUACUACUGUCAUUGCUGCUCUUGCUGCCUCUGCCGCCGCUCCCAUUCUUACUGCUUUUCCUUUUGCUUCUACUGCAUGACGGCUGUGUUUUCCUCCAUCUAAGCAGUCACCAGCCUCAGAUGCUCAAGGUGAGAUACCAGCCGUUCACUUUGGGCUGUUGGUUCACUUAA